UUGUGGCACAGUCAUUGAUUUAGACAGUUCUUUUGGUUUCUCUGAAUAAAAUAAUGGCUGCAUCUCAGAAAUGUCUUGGGAAAGGAAGUCCUGCUCCUGGUCCAGUGCCAAAGGACCAUAUUCGGCUCUACAGCAUGAGAUUCUGCCCGUUUGCCCAAAGAACCAGAUUGGUGCUCAAUGCCAAGGGAAUAAAAUACGACACCAUCAACAUCAAUUUGAAGAACAAACCUGACUGGUUUCUGGAGAAGAAUCCCCUUGGUUUAGUGCCAGUGCUGGAGACUCAGAGUGGUCAGGUGAUCUACGAAUCUCCAAUCACCUGUGAGUACCUGGACGAGGUCUAUCCUGAGAAGAAGCUGCUCCCGUUUGACCCGUUUGAGAGGGCGCAACAGAGAAUGCUGCUGGAGCUUUUCUCAAAGGUGACUCCCUACUUCUAUAAGAUCCCCGUGAAUAGGACGAAAGGAGAGGAUGUGUCUGCACUUGAAACAGAACUUAAAGACAAACUCUCUCAGUUCAAUGAGAUCCUCCUCAAGAAGAAGAGCAAGUUUUUUGGAGGGGAUUCAAUAACAAUGAUUGACUACAUGAUGUGGCCAUGGUUUGAGAGGCUGGAGACGAUGAAUCUGAAGCACUGCUUGGACGGCACACCUGAGCUGAAGAAGUGGACCGAGCGCAUGAUGGAGGAUCCCACUGUUAAAGCUACGAUGUUUAGCACAGAAACCUACAUGGUCUUCUACAAGUCCUACAUGGAGGGAAGCCCAAAUUAUGAUUACGGUUUAUAAAUAAAUAAAUCUUGUCUGGUAAAUGAUGCCUUUAUUGUCUGUUAAGCUGUUUAAACAGAUGUUUGCCAUGAAAUACAUUCUUUUAUAAUCUGAUCACAAUUAAUCUGAAAAGAGAAUUUCUUAACUGUUUAUUCAUCCUUCAUGUGACAGGUUUUUGGUGGUGUGUAAAUCUACACUUUAUUCUUAAAAAGCAGAUGUGAAUCUAGUAAGUUCAGUUCAAAAUCUGAACUGAACUUUAUUCUUUAAAUAACAUUGAUUCACCUAUGUCUAUUACACUUUGACAUGAUUAAAGAGUGGACAGCAUUCAGAUUCAGCUUUUGACACAGACAGAGCAGUUGUUGUGUUGAUCUUUAUUUCUGUGGUACUAAAGGUUUAUGGGUUUACAUAUCUAUGGUUGUGUUCCUAACAGUAAAUCUUUUUUUUUAUGUUACUUGAAAUAAAGAUUGUAUUGUUUACGACGUUUUGGCAAUUGCUCACAACGUGUGAUUGAACUGUAUUUGUCUUUGAAUCAUUCAGAUGUUUUUGUUAAACACCUUUAUUUUUCUAUUUCUAGGAAUAAAGCAAAUGAAGUCUGUAUGAGUGAAUCAUUUAACAAUUUAUUCAAGAUGAUCAUUAAAAAAAGCACUCAUUCAUCAAA
Danio rerio (zebrafish) is the source of this 1413-nucleotide messenger RNA. RefSeq names its product glutathione S-transferase omega 1 (gene gsto1). Gene Ontology annotation, molecular function: methylarsonate reductase activity; glutathione transferase activity; glutathione dehydrogenase (ascorbate) activity. Gene Ontology annotation, cellular component: cytoplasm. The record is from RefSeq and is marked provisional. Lineage: Eukaryota; Metazoa; Chordata; Actinopteri; Cypriniformes; Danionidae. Gene Ontology annotation, biological process: glutathione metabolic process; cellular oxidant detoxification.